GGUAUUUCCAACAGUCAAUGGCGGGCUCCUUUCGAGUGCACAGCGUAUGACAUGUAUUAACAACAAGUUAUAGACCAGUUACGGCAAGCUCUAGGAAGUGGAUUAGUCGGGACCCUAUGCCAUUCUACGCCGAUACACAUACCCACUCAAACAGUGUAUAUUUAUAGUCGCCAGAGUGAAAUUGGAUUUCAAUAUAUUGUAAGUACACCGGCACGUGAGAGACAGCGUGGUGUAUUUUGAACCGGUGUGGAGGUGUACGUUAUGAGGCAGUAGUUUAAAGUUUAAUUAUUUAUUACAGUCAAUUAAUCGAUACUAUUUCGUUUAGAUACAGAUACAUACGUGCUUCCAUAUUAGUUUAUGUAAUCAUACAUCACAAUGCAUUUAAAAACUGUUUUGUCCGGAGUGCUGCUGUCCGUGUUGGUGAUAGCCGUAUCGGCUAGUGUAACGGAAAAGCUGCUGCGAGUGCCGCUGUUCGAAGUUGGAGAACUCUGGUACCGGUCAGUUAGUACCUUAACGGGACGAAUUAUAUCCUUAUUAACCACUUGGCCGGAUUUUUACGCAGUGACCACCUAUGUGAUUGUAGCACUGCUAAGUAUUGGCCUUUACUACCUCUAUAUAUUAAUGUUUGUUCCGUUAAACCGGAUUCGGAUUCUUGGAGAUCUUGGAUACCGUGUGGAGGGUAAAUUCACGAUGAAGGAUAUAGCUAAUUCUGUACGGAAAAGGAGAAAUGUUGGAAAUGUACCAGCGGUUUACCCUAAUGGGUGGUUCGGUAUUAUGGAAUCCCAUACACUUCAGAAAGGCAACUCGGCAUACGUAUCAAUUUUGGGUCUAAAUUUAGCAGUAUUUCGUGGAGAAGAUGGUGAGAGUCACGUGCUUGAUGCCUACUGUCCCCAUAUGGGAGCCAACCUGGGAAUUGGCAGUAGGGUGGUCGGAAACUGUAUUGAAUGUCCCUUCCAUGGCUGGCAGUUCCGCGGGAAAGACGGAAAGGCAACUAAAAUCCCAUACGCUGACAAAGUGCCAGAUUUCAUCAAAGUGAAGUCGUAUGUAUCCAAGGAAAUAAACGGCUGGAUCUACCUGUGGCACCACGCGGAAAAGGAGCACAAGGAUGUACCGGAGUGGGAGAUCCCGUGUCUGGAGGAGGUCAACAGUGGCAAGUGGACCUACCGGGGACGAUCAGAGCACCAUGUCAACGCCCACAUAGAGGAAAUUCCUGAGAAUGGUGCGGACGUGUCACACUUGGCUCAGGUUCAUGGUCCCAUGCUAACUGCAGGUGUAGAUCUGAAGGAAAUGUGGAACACAUUCUGGUCAUUUGGACAUCACAAAUGGACCGCCGCGUGGGAGCAGAACCCAGCUCCGGAGAAACACAUCGGCACCCUUCACCUAACGCAUAGCCUCAACCUGUUCGGCAAACACCUGCCACUGAUUGAUAUGGAUGUCAAAGCACGACAGAUUGGUCCAGCGAUUGUGUAUUUAGAGUUUUCCUCGCCAAUUGGAAAUGGUGUAUUUAUACAGUCGCUCACUCCUAUCGAACCUAUGGUGCAGAAGUUGGUUCACAAUAUCUACAUGGACAGAAAAAUACCAACAGUAAUUGCCAAAUUUUUUAUGCUUGGAGAAGCACUCCAGGUGGAACGGGAUGUUAUGAUAUGGAACAAUAAGACAUAUGCAGGCAAGCCAGCGUUCGUUAAAUCGAAAGAGGAUGCUUUAAUUGCCAAACACAGGCGGUGGUAUUCACAAUUUUAUUCAGAAAACAGUCCAAAACUAACAUUUCAGAAAGAAUCACUGGAGUGGUGAGUUGAAGGCCGACAGGAAUAUAAAAAAGAUGAGUUGCUCAAAGACAUUUUCCGAUAAAGUCCAAAUUAGUAUAACAUAACUUGGCCGUUGUGCUCAUGUGAAUUGAAAAUGUGAAACACACUGUUAGUAGAUAUUUAAAGAGAAUGCGACGAUAACAACAUCUGAUUAUAUUUAUGCGACUCCUCAAGUCACCUGUUUAGUAUGUAUACUGAUAAUGUCGUUGAUUUUUAUCAACGUGAAACAAAUGCCAUAAUAAGCCAUAUAAAGUUUUGGUCUGUUUUUAAACUUCAACGACUUGCAAUAUACAAAGGAGACGUGACACUCGAUAUAACGAAAGAGAGGAGACAAUGUUAGGACAAGAGUAGGACAAUAUAUAAAGAGACAUGACAUUGUUAGGACAAGAGUAGGACAAUAUAUAAAGAGACGAUACUUUUUAGGACAAGAGUAGGAUAACAUAUAGAGAGACGAGACAUUGUUAGGACAAGAGAAUGUCAAUAUAUUAAGAAAGGAGACACAGUAAGAACAAGAGUAGGACAAUAUAUAAAUAGACUAGACAUUGUUAGGACAAGAGUAGGACAAUAUAUAAAUACAGGACAUUGUUAGGACAAGAGUAGGACAAUAUAUAGAUACAGGACAUUGUUAGGACAAGAGUAGGAGAAUAUAUAAAAAGACGAGAUAUUGUUAGGACAAGAGUAGGACAAUAUAUAAAGAGACGAGAUAUUGCUACGACAAGAGUAGGACAAUAUUUAAAGAGAGGAGGCAUUGCUAGGACAAGAGUAGGACAAUAUGUAAAGAGAUGGGACAUUGUAAGGACAGGAUUAGGACAAUAUUUAAAGAGAGGAUACAUUGUUAGGACAAGAGAUAAAAUCUACACCAAAAAGGAGACGAUAUUCCCACCACUGCUAGAUGCAAGCGAACUGUGAUGUGUAAAAUGUAUGGGAGAAAUUAUAUUGCAUAAUUGAAAUAAAAGGAAGGAUGAUGCUCAAAUGUGAUAAGCAAAUUAAUGACAAUGAAUAAAAAAUGUAUAUAAACAUUUAAUAUUUUAAUCCACAAUGUAGUGAUUGUAAUUAUAUAUUGUAGAUAUACAUUGAACAAGUUCAUGCAUAUGUCUUUGUAAUCAUUAUGACUUAGGUAGAAUAUCGUUAACGAUUUAAUUAUUUUAAUUGGUUAUAAAUAAUUUUAAGUAAUAUCGUAUAAACACGAACCUUACCUCUGUGAAAAAUGGCGUGAUGUACUAUGUUGUUGGUGUGUGCCAGAUAUAUAUCAUCGUGGUAUAUUUACAUUCCCACGGGGCUGCGUCUGAAUAAAUUUCAAAUUGAGGCAAAUACAACAAUUAUAAGUGAAUGGUUUUUCAUAUUAGAAACGUUUAAAUGGUGUAAUAGAGUUGUAAUGUUAAAUCAGAACUUCCAAAGAAAAUUCUGAAAAACAGAUUUUUGGUUAUCCUGGCGGAGGAAAACAGUAACUAUGGAAAAACAUUCUUGCUUCUUCAAAAUGGCUAUGCUACCAUACAAGCAAUUAGCAUAUUGAAAUUGUAUCGUGGACCAAAAAACUGUUACUGUUGUGGUAUUGACGAAGACGAAGAAAAUGGCUGAUGUUCCAGUCCCUCCUGUGGUGAAAUACCGGGGGUAUUCAGUUGAAUAUUGAAAUUAUCAAAGUAAAAUAGAAUUAUUGUGAUUAACAAAAAAAUGUUGCCUUCUUAUGUGGGUACAAUGGUGUGAUACUGUUGUCUCGAGAUGAAAUAGGCCUAUUACCCUCGCCUCUGACACGGGUACUAUGUCAUCCCUCGACAACGCUAUAAGACCAGUACCCUCAAAAGAAAAAAUGAUGUAUAAAUGUUCAUUAUCUACCACAUUAAACCCAUAUACGGUUUAUUUAAUUAUAUGUUCGUUAAUUAUAAGAAAUGUACGUAAAUCAUCAUAUGUAGACGAAUACCAUUGUUGUGAACACAACAACUACCAGAACAUUCACUGUAUGUACAUGUAUUAUGUAGAAACCUUGUGGGACCAGCAUCGUAGUGCUUUUUUGAAAUGUAAAACAAGUAGCAGUAUCGUGUAUGGCUUUGUGAAAACGUGUCGAAUCUUUUUUUAAUCUAAAUAUGAAAAUUGCAAAAAUAAAGAAAAAUAUCAAUAGUGAUUUAAAUAACAGAAAGAAACAAAAUAAAUGUUGAUUUCAAAAUUCUGAUUCACUUUGAACUAAGAUAUACAUCGUGAUGGCUGUAUUGAACCUCGUGCCGAGGUCCUUCUAGAGUCUAAUUUUAGCUACUUGUUUGCCAAAAACUGCCUACGAAAAUAUAGGAAAUCCCUUUAUGCUGGUUCAGUGACAUGCAGUCUCGUGCGGUAUUCUAUCGUUACCAUUUUACGUAUUUAAAGCAAAAAUCAUUGCUGUCCCUCUGUCUUCCAUCAAUAUACUAACAAACUAAUCAGGAUAAUGUUUGAUGCAGUGUAACAACCUCGCAUUUACCUCAUACCAUUAUCAAACUACCUUGUACAACUUAACGACUUCAUCCAGGUUGAUAAAUUACCAACAGAAAAUAAUUGUGAAUUCAUAACCAGUUUCAACGCUUCUGAAGGAAAUCAGUAAUUAUUUUAGUAAAUAAGUAAAUUCAUAAGUUCAUCAGUAAAUUCUUAAUUAAAUAAGUACAUUCUGAAGUAAAUAAGAAAAUUCUUAUCAGUAGGUGUGAUCUACGUCACGAAAUAUGUACAUAUGCAUGUACAUGCACGUGUGUAUGGAUGUCGCACUGAAACACUGUUGGUACUGUUAUAAAUCGACAAAAGGUAUAGUGAUAAAACAGAGGAAAAUUAGCCGUAUAACCGUUAGGAUAGGUUCAUAUUGAAGUUUAACAAACACAGAAGUGUACAUUUUGUAUCCAAUUUAUUGUGCUCUCAUUAUAGGAUAUGAAAUUAAUGACUUUUAAAUAUAUAUUUACUUAUGAAAAGUAUACAUUCCUAAUGAUUAGUGUAAUUCACAAUUAUGAUUUUGGUUUAUUUAUGUAUGCACUUUGCAUCAUAUAUCAUUUUCAUUCUUUCACCAUCUGAACUGUAUUCCCUUGCUUUUCACUUAUAUAACAAACCCCCAGUCUUUCAGUUGAUGUUUAAAUUCUAUUUUUAUACGAUUUCAGUCUUAAUCGUCCAUAUACAGUAUUAUCUAAACCACCAUUUCUGUUACCUAUGCUCCAAUAUUCUAUAUAACUUUACGUAGUUCAUCACUAGGACGCCACUUGGUAGCAAAUUUCUGAAGUAUUUUGUUCACAUAUGCUUGUGCCUAUAGGAUACCAGAACGCCAAAUGUUUCACCUAAAUGAUUGUGUUUUUUCAACGUGUUUUAAUCAAUGUAAUAUAUAUCCUAUAUAAUACACCUUGUAUAAAACGAAAAAGCUAUUACGGAAAUAUAUCUUAAAAGUAACAAUCAUAGUUGGAAAUUUGAAAACAAAUAUUAGAAUAAUAUCUUUAGAAGAUUUCAUAGCGGGAAAAUAAAUAGUAUGGUCCCUCAUACAGCGACAGUACCUGCCAAUUCAGAGACAAUUGACAAUCUGCUGCUUCCUUUUUGGUAUUUUUAAAUCAAUGAAUAAACGCAUCCAAAGAUAUCAAUGCUUACCUUUCAGACAGAUUUUAGACCGUCCUUUUAAAUGUAUAACAAUAUAUAUUAUAUACAUAUACCUAUCAUUCCCCGUGAAUGUAAUAUGCUGUGUUUAUUCAAUCUCCUUUUUGGAUCUCAGUGCUAUUAAAACCAGAUCCAAAUUAAAUUUCCCUUGCAUUUAUGUCGAAAGUGUAACCGAAUACAAUAUACAAUGUAAUGUAUUUGCAGCGCAAUAGAGAAUAUGAGCAGAUUAAUUAAUAUAUUGUAUUACAAACUAGUGUAAUUGUAUCAAUAGUCAAUCGAGUGUUUGUAUUUAUUGUUAUGAAAAGUGUAUGUGCAAAACAAUAUGCUUUGUAAAUAAACAAAGGAUGACUUGUUAUAACUUGUUUAAAGGAAUAUAUAUUUUUCUCGAAAUAUAAUGUCGUUUUUAGGGCAUUAUGGUAUAUCUAAAUAAACAUAAGUGAUUUAUAAAGUUGAAAGUUAAAUAGAUAUGUUGUGUUUAAAUAAAUCAAUGUAGUUUUCGUAUAUGCCCACUUUUAAUGAUUUUUAUUUAAUUGUAAACUAUGAGCGAUAUCCUGAUCGUAACCAAUGUACAUGGGUUGCAAACUAAUAAAUGUAUUUUUUUGUAUGUGCUUUAGAGAAUAUGUAAUUAACACAGAGUGCGUUCUGACUUACUGUAUACAAUACAAUAUGUGUGUCUUUUGUACAUCCUUUGCGAUUGCAUGUGGUAAACACUGCUGGUGGACAUUCCAGUUCCCGAGGUUUACCAUUACCUAAUUGUCAUGUUUUCAUUCAUUUGAAUAAAGACAGAAUAAAGAAUAUACACAUCCAUGUAUGCUUAACGCUAUUUUGAAAUCUGAAAAUUACGAAAUAAUUGAAUUAUGGGUCACUUGCACAUCCGCAUACAGAUUUUAACAUUUCUGCAGACCUUACUUGAGCUUUUGGUGUCCUUCCAAGACAUCAAGACAUCAGAUAUUUAGCAUCACCUAGAUGAACGAAACAGUUGUAUGAUGCAGUAUAAUUCAUUAUUUAUUUAUUUUCUCUAUUUAAUUAUUCAUUUAUUUUCUCUUUAUUUAUUUAAUUAUUUAUUCUCUCUAUUUAUUUAUUUAUUUUCUCUAUUCUAGCUAACUCUAUUUCUAUUGAAAGGUGCUAAAAUCUUGUAUUUCUUGUGUACACUCCUUGUUCAACAUGUAGAACAAUAUGGUUGAUAACAUCACCAUCCUGUCAACUGUUCGGUCAUAAUGUAACUGUGUACAUUUAAGCGGUAAUAUUAUUUUUGCGGUUUUAAUGCUGCACGCAUUCCGCUUAAUUGUAAUUGCGCCAAUGACACUAUAUAUAUAACUGUUAUUUCACAGCAAAUGAUGUGUGUACGCCAAUUCAUCAUUGUGCUAACCUAUGAAUAGGAUGAAUUGUGUAUGUACAGUAUGUAUACAAGAUAUGUUGAUAGUUGUAUACGUAUGUAAAUAAACUGUGAUACAUCGUUGAGAAGGUUGCAUACUAAUGAUCCGCACUUAAGUUUUCGAAGGAGUGUACUUCAGACAUACCUAUCUAGCAUGAAUAUAGCAUCCUUAAGUAUUUAUUGAUAUGUGUUUGAAUUAUGGCUAUAUUGAGUAAGAAAUAAAACGUUUUAGCUUUUCACAGGCUAUCUGAUGUAAAUCACCAAAGCAGUAAUUAAUACUUAUUAGCUGUCCAGUCGGUCGAAUAGCCGGUAAUCUAAAAGUUACUUUUACGGAAUAUUGUGUAUUGGGCGAAAAAAAAAAUCACGGAAUUGGUAAAAUCAGUGCAUUGUUGUCAAUAUUUGAGGUCAUUUUUAAUACCCCAUGCUAACCUCUGUCUGCCUUUAAAUCAGCGAUCUCACUGGACAAAGCCGAGUUACUCUCGAAAUAUAUAAUUAGUUUUCACUUGUGUUAAUGUGUAACGAUAUGUUGGGAGUUCAUCUAUAUAUGAACAAAACGUUUAACAUUUUGAUAAAGAAUAUUUUCACGUAAAUACAAGUUGUUGUUUUUUUGCACGACAAUGCAAUGAUACAGGUAGUACAUGCGUUACUCUUGGUGUGCUUGUGUAAAUAACGUGUUCAUAAAUCUCUUUUAGUCCCGUACGUUUUAAUAGCUACUAGAAUGCCCUCGACUGUUUUGUUAUUUCAUUUAUAUGUAGAGCAGAUGUGACUUUGUAGAUGUAGCAAGAUAUAGCUUAUCUUUAACAUUUCAUUUUGCAUGUAUUAUCAAGCUUUGUUUCCUACGUUUGUCUGUUGUUUUCGUUUGUUUGCAGACAUCUGUUUUUCCAAUAAACGGAUAUAGUAACGAA
Molecule: messenger RNA, 7670 nt
Organism: Pecten maximus
Lineage: Eukaryota; Metazoa; Mollusca; Bivalvia; Pectinida; Pectinidae
Product: cholesterol 7-desaturase-like
Exons: 6
Coding region: 376-1791 (471 amino acids)
Biological process (GO): chlorophyll biosynthetic process; cholesterol metabolic process
Cellular component (GO): chloroplast
Molecular function (GO): 2 iron, 2 sulfur cluster binding; chlorophyllide a oxygenase activity
Source: RefSeq, a predicted model, not a curated record